GCGACCAAAAGAUUUGACAGAUAACAGAAAAGGUUGAAACUUUGAAAGCCUAUGAGAUUAUUAAGCUUCUCUUUCUUUUAAUGAGAGAUUAAGCUUCUCUUGCUUACCUUUCCCGGAGAUCGGAGAUAAUGGCUGCUAAUUUCUGGAAUUCGUCUCACUACAAACAGCUUUUGGACCCAGAAGAAGUCGAUGUAGUUCAUGCUCUCGACAAAGAACGUGGAAUUUCCAUUGAGGAUUUUAAGCUCAUCAAGUUCCAUAUGUCCAAUCAUAUUAUGAAAUUGGCUCAGCACAUUAAAGUGAGACAAAGGGUUGUGGCUACUGCAAUUACGUAUAUGAGACGGGUUUAUAGCAGAAAGAGCAUGGUAGAGUUUGAGCCCCGCCUUGUUGCUCUUACAUGCUUGUACCUGGCAUCUAAAGCUGAAGAAAGCAUAGUUCAGGCCAGGAAUCUUGUUUUUUACAUCAAAAGAUUGUAUCCCGACGAGUACAAAUAUGAAUUAAAAGAUAUAUUAGGAAUGGAGAUGAAGGUCUUAGAAGCACUGAACUAUUAUCUGGUUGUGUUUCACCCUUACCGGUCAUUAUCUGAGUUUUUGCAAGAUGCUGCAAUAAACGAUGUAAAUAUGAACCAGCUUACAUGGGGAAUUGUCAACGAUACCUAUAAGAUGGACCUCAUUCUUGUACACCCUCCCUAUCGCAUAGCGCUAGCGUGCAUAUACAUUGCAAGUAUCCACAGAGAGAAAGAUAUAACGGCAUGGUUUGAAGAUCUUCAUGAGGACAUGAACUUGGUGAAGAACAUUGCCAUGGAGAUUCUGGACUUCUAUGAGAAUUGCAGAACUAUCACUGAGGAAAGAGUGAAUUCCGCCUUCAGCAAAUUGUCUUUGAAGCCGUAGCAGCUGGGAAUUGCCUUUCAUCUCCAAGAUUUAUCUGAUGCUCUCUGUCUCUCUCACAGAAAAAAAAAAAAAAAAGAUCAGAGACUUUCUCAAUUGCACAUCUUAGCUUCGUGGCAGAAUUGUAACAUUAAUGUUAAUUCUAUCAAACAUAAUCUUAAUGUUAUAUGACAA
This is a messenger RNA of Eutrema salsugineum, 1058 nucleotides long. Its product is annotated as cyclin-C1-1. Gene Ontology annotation, biological process: positive regulation of transcription by RNA polymerase II. The record is from RefSeq and is a predicted model, not a curated record. Gene Ontology annotation, molecular function: cyclin-dependent protein serine/threonine kinase regulator activity. Gene Ontology annotation, cellular component: mediator complex; nucleus. Lineage: Eukaryota; Viridiplantae; Streptophyta; Magnoliopsida; Brassicales; Brassicaceae. The transcript is spliced from 9 exons. Bases 129 to 887 code for a protein of 252 amino acids.